AUGGCCAAUAAGAACCCCCAAUUGUGGUACCUCCAUGCACGUCCGCUGGAGGCAAGUGUUGCGGCCUGUGAGGCCCUGAAACUGCAGCUACGAAAGGAGAUUCGCGAGGUCGUCACUUCCGAAAGCGACGCGGUGCUGAAGGCGCUGACCGGAAAGGUCAGCCAAGAGGAGCAGGAACGCGUGUCAUCGAUGACGGCUGUCCGGAAGGACCUCAACGAGCUCCGCGACGCCUUGAAUCACAACCCGCGGGAGGUUUCGGCCAUUGAAGGCCGAGGUGCCGGACGGCCCGACGGACCAACGGAAGUGGGCCUCUGUUUCGCCGGCACGGAUUACGCGGUCGCCCUUCGCCAUCACAGGCGUAAGUGGAAUGGACAGUUUGCCAAGAAGAAAAGACAUGUGUCGGAGGAAGUUUGCAAGCCCUUCGGCAGCAGUGGCAGCGAAGCUGCCAUGCAAUCCUUGUUUGUUCAAACAGGGGAAGCUGCAAAAUGUGUUCCAAUGCUUGGAAUGCUGGAUGGACCAAGUAGUGUGGGUCAUUUGGCUGUGGGUCGAAAGUUGGGUACUUCCAAGACUGGAUGA
Messenger RNA from Cladocopium goreaui, 576 nucleotides. The record is from the annotation of a GenBank genome assembly. Lineage: Eukaryota; Dinophyceae; Suessiales; Symbiodiniaceae.